AUGGCCCAACCUCAAGAUGCUGUUGCGUAUGGGGCUCUGCCAGUUGAGCAGGAGUCCCAAGGAUACGGGGCUCAGCCGGUUGAUCGAAAAGCCUAUGAGUUCUUGCCAAGCGUUCAGCUGGCUCCUGGAGCAGCCAAGACUUUAAGUCCGUCUGCCGAUAUCAGUUACUUAAUGACCCCUGUCAAGACCCAAAACGGACUCAAAUCUUGCGUUGCAUUCGGCGUGGUAGCGAUCCUCGAGUCCCUAGAAUAUGGGAAAUUGAAUCCCCUCCAGGAGCAAUCUGAGACCUUCAGUUGGUCCAGGACAAAACGUCUGGAGGGAAGAGACCCAAGGGACAAUGCUGGCGUGGUCACGUCCAAUGCUCUCACAAUAGCACAGGUCGAUGGAAAUUGCUGGGAGAAACUCUGCGAUUACAAAAAAGCGCCCUUCGCCGAACCCAGUGAAGCUGCGGUCAAAUCUGCACAAAAUAUGAAAGCCCAGAAACCAAUCACGGUCCAGAGCCUUGAAACCAUCAAGGGAAUGAUUGACGAUGAAAACAACCCUCACCCUGUGCUCCUUCAAUUUAAGAUCGUGGGCACCGAGAGCCAGCAAGCAAGUUACAUUAGAGGGGACACCGAAAAAGACGGCUACAUUAAAAUGCCUGAUCCGAAUUGGACCCGGACUGAUGGUCAUUGUGUUGCUGUGGUUGGAUACGACGACAACAACAGGCAUGGAAAUCUUCAGGGCUAUCUUAAACUCAAGAAUUCUUGGGGUAUUGAUAAAGGCGAUCAUGGGUAUUAUUUCAUGCCUUACGAUUUCUUUCAUAAAUAUUCAGAGGGUAUCUGGUACAUUCCGGGUCAGGAGUUUGACCUUGGCCAGGAUCAGGUUAAGAGCGCUGCGCCGUCUUCAUCUUACGGUUUGGAUCCCAAUAAGUUCAUCAUUUGUCCGGGUCAAUCCCAUUGAAAAGUAAUGUCAAUUUGAGGCUGGCUGUAAGGGCGCUGGGAUUUUUGAGACAGCCGUUGAAUUGUAUGCAAGGGCGCACGAAUCUUCAACAAGAGCAAAUCUAUGGUCAGUUAAAGCAGAGGACGGCGGUAUAACACUCUUCGUGUUAGAAAAAAAAAUUAGUAAGAAUUUUGUAUGUGAAAAUUUGGAAUGCAACAGACAUUGUGUCUUGGUUUUUUAAUUCAC
Molecule: messenger RNA, 1167 nt
Organism: Aspergillus wentii DTO 134E9
Lineage: Eukaryota; Fungi; Ascomycota; Eurotiomycetes; Eurotiales; Aspergillaceae
Exons: 1
Coding region: 1-942 (313 amino acids)
Biological process (GO): proteolysis
Molecular function (GO): cysteine-type peptidase activity
Source: RefSeq, a predicted model, not a curated record